AGGCGAAAACCAGUAGCUCUCUAUCAGGGCAAAGGAGAUACCAAACCUUAAGCCACCAUGUCCGAGACACCAAUUGAUCUCCUUCCCAAUCAAUCCCCGGAUGCUGUUCAUUGCAGAUCGUGAUGCCAGCGUUCGUUCCUGCCACGCCGCAGCAGACCAGUUGGGCAGUCUGGCUAGCUGCGAUCGUGUGUGCCGUCCUAGCAAUAGCCGUGAUCAUCGCCGGCAUCGUCGUGUUCGCCAUCUACAUUAUCUACCAGCCCAAGAUGCCAUACAUCAAGGUCGCCUACGCACAGCUCAGCAAGCUCGUCUACGACCAAUCGGGGCUUCUCGAGAUCGAGAUGGUCCUGAAUCUGGUGGCAGAGAACGACAACAAAAAGGCCCACGCCAGCUUCUCCGACCUGAGCUUCCUCCUCCAGUUCCAUAGGAUCGACGUCGCGGCGCUGCGGGCCGACCCGUUCGACGUCGCCAAGAACAGCUCGUUGGAGCUCGAUUACCACUUCCCUUCGUCGCCGAUCCCGCUGGACCAGGCGGCCAUGGAGACCAUGGACGUGGCGCUGAAGCGGGGCGUCGUGUCGUUCGACCUCAGCGGGCAUGCUAGGACACGGUGGAGGGUGGGGAUCUUUCUCUCCGUCAAGUUCCGGACGUCCCUCUCGUGCGAGCUCCGGUUCUUCUGGCAGAACGGGAGCGCCGUCGACUUGGACUGCAGCUCGAAAUCCCCCUGACCCCCCAUCGAGUACAUGGCGAAAUCUGACCAAAAAUAGUUCUUUUCUUUCUCUUUACUCGACAUUCAGAUCACACUUCCUUUAGAUUUCUGAAUCUGUAUGGUCUUAGAUGCAUCCGGGUCUUGUUCGCCGAUAAUUCCAUUCAUCGAGAGAGAUUAGAAGUUUGAUGGCGACAACGAAGAGGAAUACCUCGUCGUCUUCCCGAAAUGGGCGCCCGUUGCCCCCUCCAAAGCGGCUCGAUGACUCCAACCUGUCUUCGACGCUAAGAAAACGAUAAAAAUAAGUGCUUUUGGAGACUUACGAGACUGAUCUGAGAAAGACUCUUUCUUUUUCUCGCGUCUUUACUUCAUCCGAUCGGCUUCCUUCUCUUGUCAGGAACAGCGCGGUGUUCGAAGCCUUUGUUCCCUGUAUCUGCCUUCCACCGCAAGCACGUCGCUUUCUUUCGCGGACGGCGACAGCUCACGUCCCCAAAAAGAAAAAGCGACAGACAGAGAGAGUGUCGCAAACCACGUUUCCUUCGGCCGGACGAAGAACGGAGCAGAAAACGCGAGAAAGAACCAGCGUUUCCACUCGAUCAACUGCGAAAUCCCGCAGAGGAACAAAAGGAUCAAAUCCUUCCACUCCCUCGACGUCUUCCAUCCCCUGCUAUAAGAGGGGGGGGGACAGACGGGGAUG
This is a messenger RNA of Musa acuminata AAA Group (dessert banana), 1397 nucleotides long. RefSeq lists its product as uncharacterized. The coding region runs from base 123 to 722 and encodes 199 amino acids. The transcript has a single exon. Gene Ontology annotation, cellular component: plasma membrane. The record is from RefSeq and is a predicted model, not a curated record. Lineage: Eukaryota; Viridiplantae; Streptophyta; Magnoliopsida; Zingiberales; Musaceae.